AUGGUUGCGCCACGGAUAGACUACCGCUACAAGAUAAUUGUCUUAGGAGAGAGUGAUGUGGGGAAGACGUGUCUUCUCCAUAAGUAUAAAGAAGAUGACUUCAAGCAAUCCCUAAUGACAACCAUCGGAGUGGACACUGUUUCCAAGAGCAUAGUUCUGAAUGGAAAGAACAUCAUGCUCAACAUAUGGGAUACUGCAGGGCAGGAAAGGUUCUUCUCGAUAACAAAAAGCUAUUAUAGAAAUGCAGACGGAAUACUCCUCAUCUUUGACAUCAGUGACGAGAGAACUUUCUCGUGUGUAGAUAGAUGGUUUGGACGUAUAAGAGAGGAAACAGGAAAUGUUCCUUUAUUUCUUGUUGGGAACAAGAGGGAUAAAGUAGACAGUGCUACAUACCAUGCAAUGGAGGGCAAUUUCAAGAGUAAGGCAGAAGAAAUGAAGGCACGGUAUUACACCACAAGCGCCAAGACGGGGGAGAAUGUAAACAAUAUCUUUGAGGACAUGGCUAUGGUUCUUCUCAAGAAACAAGUAUUAGGCCAGAAAUGGGAGUCUGGAAACCUUUAUAACAACCCUGUAAAUGAGGUGAAUAGAAAGACUAAUAGCAGAUGUUGUUGA
Molecule: messenger RNA, 612 nt
Organism: Encephalitozoon romaleae SJ-2008
Lineage: Eukaryota; Fungi; Microsporidia; Unikaryonidae
Product: GTP-binding protein
Exons: 1
Coding region: 1-612 (203 amino acids)
Molecular function (GO): GTPase activity; GTP binding
Source: RefSeq, a predicted model, not a curated record